AUGCGCUUCCGCGAGCUGUUUUUCCUGUGGGCGCUGUACGCGCCUUGUCUGAAUGCCGACCAGCGGCGCAAGGAGAAAAUGAAUGCGUGCCGAGCGCGGAACGAGCUCAUUAGCUACAACAUCGAGGAGCGAUGGUACUUCGGCUUUCUCGACGACUUCGAGAACGGUGCUCAUGACACGCUCAUGUGGUUGGGAGGCAGAGCGGCCAAGCACUCUGCCGGCGCGGCUAAGAGCAAGGGCGCGGCGCACGAGGACCUCGGCGUUGUCUUCGGAAAGGACAAGAUUCUCUACGAGCGGGCCAUCGAGCGAGCUCUCGACCCCAAGAUCGUCGACGAACACGGCUACGCCUCGAUUCCGGAGCUCCUCGAGGAGGCGGAGCUCAUCGACCCCACGCGAGCGCUACACCUGCGACUCUCCGACAAGGCCCUCGCUCGCAUCAAGCUCGACGUCACCAGCGGGCCACCCCCCGUGCCUUCUUGGGUGGUCAACCGAACCCGCGGCCCGUGGAAGGCCCUCUUGUCGGACGCGUCGCUCAAAGACACCAUCGAGGAGGUGGUCGAGCUCCUGGACUUGGGCAUGAAGGUGGCCGUGUACGACCAGAAGCCCUUCAACCCCGACGAGCAGGGCGACGAUGACUCGGACUUCGAGGACGAGGACGGAGCCUUCACGGCGUUGCCUCCGACGCCCCCCGUGCAGUACCGGGCUCCCGCCGUCAAACAGCGAGCUACCACUCCGUCCAAGCCAGGAGACGACAGCGACAAGGACGACAAGGUCCAACCCAAGACCACCAAGGCCCCCGUCGCGGCCAAAGAGACGCUGCCGGGCGACGAAGCAGACGACGACGGCGAGGUAGCGAGCGAGCCUCCGACGAAGAAGCUCAAGUCGCGUCCCGCAAGCGUCGACAAGGCCAAGUGA
This is a messenger RNA of Phytophthora sojae, 915 nucleotides long. RefSeq lists its product as hypothetical. The transcript has 2 exons. The record is from RefSeq and is a predicted model, not a curated record. Lineage: Eukaryota; Oomycota; Peronosporomycetes; Peronosporales; Peronosporaceae. Bases 1 to 915 code for a protein of 304 amino acids.